Coffea arabica (coffee) is the source of this 1010-nucleotide messenger RNA. The record is from RefSeq and is a predicted model, not a curated record. Lineage: Eukaryota; Viridiplantae; Streptophyta; Magnoliopsida; Gentianales; Rubiaceae.
AUCUAUAGCAAACGGGUUUUGUGUGGACUCGGCUGAAUAAUCUGUUUAUCCCCUUUCUCUCUCUAGAUUAUCUCCUCACUCGCACCUCACCCCAGCUUCGUUCAAUUCAAUUCCGCAAUUCUGCAAUUCGCAAAACCAGCCUCCAUAGAUAUUUGUCUGACCUGGACACCAUCAUUUCAGAAAAGAAAUACUACUAGUGAAGGAAAAAGGGAAUGCGAAUCUUUUUGAUUCCCUGCCCUGCUGCUACUUACUACUGCUAUUAGCUAAAUUCAACUAAUCAUACUCUGCUUUCUUUCCAUUCCUAACCUUAUAGUUAAUUGGAGGUCAAUGAGAAUUGGAUUGUGGUUGUUUGAAUGUUUUGAGCACCGUUCUGUGCGUGCCUUGCUGUGUUUCCACACCGAUGCUUCCAAAUAGAUAUGGCUUCCGCAUCCUGUAUGUCAGUUCCGGUAGAAUGUGUGAACGUUUGUAAGUUGUGGAAAGGCAGCGAUGUGAGUGGAAGAUAUGAGUGCAGUGUGCUGUCGUGUGCGUGGAAGGCUCCCAGAGCAUUGACUGGUUUCCUUGCCAGUACCGCGCAUCCUUCUCCUCUUCAGCUGUCCACUCCAUAUAGGAGAAGAUAUCGCUUCACAUGUGGAUGUGAUGCCGUGGAUUCUGGAGGUUGGUAUAUUGAUAAAACUUCACCCAUUGCACUUGUGCAAAAGUUGUUACAGUUAAGUCAACCUCAUCUUCAUUGCUGUAAGUGGAAGUUGUAUUGUUCUUCAUCCAUGUGUUCUGAAUCUUCUGAGGAGAUCUCUCCGGGAACUUUGUGGGAGGCUGUAUGUUUGAAAAUUACUUGGAAAUUUAUUUUUGACAAUAUCUUUAAUGCCAAAAGUGUUUGGGAAUCUAAGGCUGUACAUUUGUGGGAAAAGACGUCCUUGUCAGUGGCUGCUCAAGGGUGGAACUUAUCCUCGGUGUUUUGGGAUGGUCGACAGGCUGCAGCUGGCUUAGCCCAUUGCAGACCCAAGAACUUCUAG